AUGGAUCCCGGGAAGGUGAGAGCAGUGGUGAAUUGGCCCCAGCCAUCGUCCAGGGUGCAGCUGCAACGUUUCCUGGGGUUCGACAACUUCUAUCGCCGCUUCAUCCGGGUUACAGAACCCUUGCUUCCCCCCUGUCAGCACUCACUUCUCCCAAGGUUCGGUUCACGUGGUCCCCUGCUGCUGACCGGGCGUUCCGGGACCUCAAACACCACUGCGCCCAUCCUAAUGCAUCCUGACCCUUCCCGUCAGUUUGUGGUGGAGGCCGAUGCAUUGGAUGUAGGAGUGGGGGCGGUCCUGUCCCAACGUUCUGCCCUGGACUUGAAGCUACACCCCUGCGCCUUCUUCUCCCAUUGCCUCAACGCCACGGAGAAAAACUACGAUGUGGGAAAUCAUGGCUAUACCACUGAUGACAUUGAGUUCUACUGGCGAGGGGGAGAUGGAGCCGUGUCUGGGGUGGAGAGAAUAGAACUGCCUCAGUUCUCCAUCGUGGACUACAAACUGGUCUCCAAGAACGUGGUCUUCUCUACAGGUUCCUACCCCCGCCUGUCACUGAGCUUCAAGCUAAAGAGGAACAUCGGCUACUUUAUCCUCCAGACCUACAUGCCCUCGAUCCUGAUCACCAUCCUGUCUUGGGUCUCCUUCUGGAUCAACUAUGAUGCCUCCGCUGCCAGAGUGGCCCUGGGUAUCACUACGGUGUUGACCAUGACCACCAUCAACACCCAUCUGAGAGAGACUCUUCCUAAGAUACCUUACGUCAAGGCCAUAGACAUGUACCUGAUGGGCUGCUUUGUGUUCGUCUUCCUGGCCCUGCUGGAGUACGCCUUCGUCAAUUACAUCUUCUUUGGACGUGGGCCCCAGAGGCAGAAGAGGGCCGCCGAGAAACUAGCCGUCGCCAACAACGAGAAACUCCGACCCGACCCCAAUAAGUGGAUGGUGGGAAAUGUAGUUCAGAGAGAUGAUGCUCUGUAUGCCAGAAUGAAACAGAGGGAAAUUGACGCGUAUGACACGAUGUGGGAUCCCAUCUUUGUGGACGAUGCCGCAUUAGGACUAGGCGAGCAAAGAAAUAAGAUGACCGCCUCCCUGACUGAUGACAACAUCCUGUUUGGUUCCCUGGAGAUGAAGAACGAGAUGGGGGGUGUUCCUCCUGAGCUGUCCAGGUCCCUGGGCCCUGGGGGUCUGGGUGACCCCCGCAACACCAUGCUGGCCUACGACAGCUCCACGCUGCAGUACCGCAGGGCCGCCWUGGCCCGCCAGAACUACGGCGGCGGACCCCACAGCGCCCUGGAGCGCCACGCCACCCAGAAGAAGUCCCGCCUACGGAGACGGGCCUCGCAGCUCAAGGUCAACAUCCCUGACCUGGCUGAUGUGAACUCUAUCGACAAGUGGUCCAGGAUGAUCUUCCCUACCGUGUUCUCCUUCUUUAACGUGAUCUACUGGCUCUACUACGCACACUAAGGAGAGAUGGAUGGAGGAAUAUCAGAGAGAGAGAGAGAGAGAGAGAGAGAGCACCUAUUUUUUUUCUGAUUCAUUUUAAAGAAAUGUGUGAAAUAAAAGAAAAUCAUUUUGUAAGGAAGGAGCGCAACACCCAAACACUUCUUCUACAGUCAGCUUCUAUCUGCCAUGACUUUUCUGAUCUGGGAAUAACCUCUAAUGACUGACCGACACUUCAACAGAGGAGAGGAGAGAUUUUAAAAAGACAGACAGACAGACAUUGUGCCUGUUCCCGAAUAAAAUGUCAAUAUAUCACUCUAAUAUUUGUCAUUUGUAGCUUAACUCUCUGUGGAUCAAAUAUUUAUGCUUGUGUUUACUUUAAGGAUUUGUUAUGUUUUAGUAUGUGUGUUUCGUUCAUAGCCGAGCUAUCUGCAUCCAUGAAAGCUUUUCUCGAGGAUUUUAAAUGGGGUUGAUCUUUGAUAGAUUAUUUUCCUAUAGUUAUUGUAUAUCAAAAACGUCCUUUUAAAAAGCAUGCUUCUGUUUCAUUUCUGCUGCAUCUCCAUCUUUGACGAUGGGAGCACAAAGCAUUUUGGUUUUUAACUAGUUAAGGUUAUUUCUUCUGUGUGACAAGAAGUGUUGCAAGCACCAUUACUGCAGCACUCUUUUUCACACCCAUCGCUUAGGCUGAGCUUGGCGUUUAUUUGGGGACCAACAACAACGGGCUACUGUAAGUGAAAGUACCGCAGCUGGUCAAUAGGGGGCACUCUUCUCUAUGGACAUUCCAAUGGGUCUUCAGUGCUGCCAUUUCUGUCCUGCCAUUUUGUGGGUUCAUGACCUUUAACCUAGAGGUCAUGACCCAUCAUCCAUUCUGGCCAU
This is a messenger RNA of Salvelinus sp. IW2-2015, 2307 nucleotides long. NCBI's taxonomy places the organism in Eukaryota, Metazoa, Chordata, Actinopteri, Salmoniformes, Salmonidae. The record is from RefSeq and is a predicted model, not a curated record.